Molecule: messenger RNA, 2878 nt
Organism: Syngnathus acus (greater pipefish)
Lineage: Eukaryota; Metazoa; Chordata; Actinopteri; Syngnathiformes; Syngnathidae
Gene: fosl2
Product: FOS like 2, AP-1 transcription factor subunit
Exons: 5
Coding region: 369-1403 (344 amino acids)
Biological process (GO): regulation of transcription by RNA polymerase II
Cellular component (GO): nucleus
Molecular function (GO): DNA-binding transcription factor activity, RNA polymerase II-specific; RNA polymerase II cis-regulatory region sequence-specific DNA binding
Source: RefSeq, a predicted model, not a curated record
GUUGAAAAGCAGUUGCGCUUCUCGAUAGUGCCAUUGAAGUGAGUCAUCUGUAGGAAGUGUGGUUUUAAAAAAAAAAAGGAAAAAAAAAAAACUAGCAUCGAAGUGUUCCGCGAACGCCACAGACCACGCAAAAUCGGCAAGACACUGGAAAAUACAGAGAAGGACCGAGAGGCAAAAUAAAAGUGACUCGAAAUCCACGCGCUACACUUUUCUGGAAAAGUAUCAAGCAGUCGAAUUGGAGGAUUUUUUUUUUCUUUCUUUUUUUCCUGUCCACCCUUUUGGUGCCUUUUGAUACGAGCGAGGAUUUUCUACCGCGUAAUCUGCGCGCACAACAAGUCUCCUGAUAUCUUCUAUUUUCUUCCUGGAUCAUGUACCAGGACUACUCCGGGAAUUACGACACCUCGUCCCGCGGCAGCAGCACCUCUCCGGCCCAGCCCGAGUCGUUCACGAGCGGCAGCAGCACCAUCGGAAGCCCCAUCUCUACCUCAACCUACCAGAAAUACAGGGUUGACAUGCCCGGCUCCAACAGUGCCUUCAUCCCUACCAUUAAUGCAAUCACAACAAGCCAAGACCUUCAGUGGAUGGUGCAGCCGACAGUCAUCACCUCCAUGUCCAACCCGUACUCCCGCUCCCACCCGUACAGCCAUCACCUGAGCAACGGGCAGGGGCUGCUGGGCCACAACCCCCUGGCCCGCCCCGGGGUCAUCCGCUCCAUCGGGGACGCCAGAGGUCGACGCAAGAGGGACGAGCAGCUCACCCCAGAAGAAGAAGAGAAGAGGAGGGUGCGGCGUGAGAGGAACAAGUUGGCCGCCGCCAAAUGCCGCAACCGCAGACGCGAGUUGACUGAGUUGCUGCAAGGGGAGACCGAGAAACUAGAGGAGGAGAAAGCCGACCUGCAGAAAGAGAUCGAAAGCCUCCAGAAGGAGAAGGACAAGCUGGAGUUCAUGCUGGUGGCCCACAACCCCGUGUGCAAGCUGCCCACGGAAGAUCGCCAACUGGCUCCGGCGCACCACCAUCAGCAGCACCAGCAGUGCGCCCCCCUGCCCUUGACCAUGCGCCCCAACAUGGUGGCCCGAGCCCACGUCAACCACGUGGUGGUGAAGCAAGAGCCGGACGACGUGCAAGAAGCGGCGGGCAAAGCGCAGCAUUCCGUCAUCAAGCCCAUCUGCCUGGGCGGGAUGUACUGUACGGACGCCGACAGCCUCAACACGCCGGUAGUGGCGGCGUCCACCCCGGCCGCCGCAGCCAACGCCCCCAACCUCAUCUUCACCUACCCGAGCAUGCUGGAGCCCGACAGCCCGUCGCCCUCCUCCGAGUCGUGCUCCAAGGCCCACCGCCGCAGCAGCAGCAGCGGCGAUCAAUCGUCCGACUCCCUCAACUCGCCCACCCUACUGGCCCUGUGAGGACGGUCCGAAAGACUGUGGCCCGAGGCGCAUUUGGACCACGUGAGCCGUGCCCCCCUUUCGCAGGGAGAGAGACCUCACAAGGGCUACGCUGCGUGUUGGACUUGUGUCAUUGCUUUGCCAUUUCAACUCUUACAGUGUCAACGUGUUUACGCAAGACUCUCCCUUGAAAUCUGGCCCUGGGGACUUCAGAUCAGAAACAAAAUUAGUUAGUUCUUCAUAUAUGUAUAUAGCUAUAUCUAUAAAAAUCUAUUUUUUGAAGAAAGAAUUCAAAGCCAUGACCACUUGCACUCUGCAAAGACGAAUCAACAGAAAGAGGUCACAACACGAAAGAAAAUGAGCAAACACUUAAGCGUCUUUAUUUGAAGAUGUGUCCUGAACCCCCCCCCACCCCCAAGGACCUUGAUUCAUCACUUUAACUGUAUUUUGUGUGCUGAAAAAAAGUGUUUUCCUCCGUCAUCUGCCUGUAGAAAAGCAUCAUGGUCUUCGGUGUUACAAAUUGAUGGCGCCUUUGUCAAGGCGAUCUAGUUUGCCAAUGUGACUUGACUACAUUAAUAUUGGUGUGCUUCACCUCAGUGGUUGUGUACCUGAUGUUUAAGACAAAUGUGUGUUGAGUGUGUGUGCGUGUGUGCGUGUGUGUGUGCUCUUUAUAUUGUUGCCAUCUUGAAAGAACGCAGGCUGCGUGAUAGUAGUACCAAAUAAACAAACAGGGCCGCUGUACAACAUCAGGAAUUUCUUUUCAAACAUUUCAAAGAGGACAAAGUUUUUUCACUGGCUCUCACGUUGGCCCUUUUUGCUCACAUUGUGGGGGGGAAAAUAAAAAGGUCUUACCUUUUGUCAACACUGCCACUAAGGGCAGGUCAGGUUUGACAAAACCAAAAAGCAUUGUAUGACAUUUCUAAUCCUUUUCUUUGUUUGUUUUUGUGUGAGAGAGAAAAGGAGGCAUUUUUUUGCGCUAAUAUGAAAAAAGCCACUGUGGUCUAACCAGACUGUCACCAGCUGUCAAUGAUGUCAACCCUGUUUAUACUGUGUUUGUAACAGCUGUCUUUUUAAAGGAAAAAUAACAAACAAACAAAAACUUGGUACUUGGUACCUUCGGCCUAAAUGGCUUAAAACAAUAAAUAAGAGUGUUUUGCAAUACAGAAGGAAUAAUAAUAAGACAUCGAAACUGGGUUGAAACACAAACAUGGGACAUUUUUUAAUGAUUACUUUUUGUAACAAAGAUGUUGGUAAUUGCACUGAGAAGGAUAAAGCGGUCAUAGUGGAAACGCUUCAAACAUUCCUAAAGAAGUUUGUGGGUGUUAAAUGAUCUUGCGCUGGAUGCAGACAAAUUGACAUUUUAAUAUGAUAACAAUAUGCUGCUACCUAGGCGGAAAUUUCUCUUUUUCUCUUUUGGCAAUAGAGUGUGGUUUCAUGCAGAUGCAAAAAGAAAUCUCGGUUCCCGCGCGACAAAAAAAAAGAAGAAAGAAAAGAAG